CUACCCAAAAUAUAUAUUCUUUUUUUUUUUUUAUUAUUGAACUUAAGCCCGGCGGCUAUGGCCAUUAGCUGUUGUAGGGGUUAUGAACUGUGGUAGGGGUAAGGUUGGUACGGUAGGUUGGUUUAUGAUUGUUUUUUAACAGUUGUUACGGUAGGUAGCAAACACGUGUAUGUGUGGCAAGGUUUUUAACUACUAUGAACCCGGGUGGUCACCCAUCCGGGAGCUAGUAAUCGUGGCCGUUACUUACUCCCAGUCGCAUUCCGCGACUGGUAGCAGCCAACGCGCCACGCCAAGCCACAUAUAUUCUUUUACUAAAUUGUUACCAAUAUUUAAAGUUAAAUAUAUGACACCAAAGUAUAUAGUGAACACUGAACAUGCAGGUACAUGCAGUUUCAUUAAAUCAGGACCAUAUGAUACCUAAUAUAAAAUUCGAAAACUACUUCUUUCUGCAAUAUGACACAAUAAAUAAUGAAUUAAAAAAAGUGAAUGUAGUUACUUAAGACAGGAUAAAGACGUAUUUUUUUUCAAAUUGUGGAUACGAUGUCAUAAAACUACAUUUGCUUCAAUAUAAUAUGGAAAUACGUAAUAAAUAUGAUACGUAAAUAUCAAAUGCAUAAUUCGAACACUCCACUGGUGAUAACAACAACCUGGUUGGUUUACUAUAUACUGUGGGGGGGGGGGAAUCACGUUCCACUACAAAAGCAUCGGACACCCACAAUUUAUCACCAUUCACAUUCAGUUAAGUCUGCGAUCAACACACAUACGAUGAAAGUAUUAUUGUUUUCUGAGUGCGCAUUUGCGUUGUGGGCCUACGUCUUGGCAGUAGAACAACCAGCUAAGAACACAAAACCAGACGAAUCACAAUCUAAGAGAAGCGUAUCCGAAUUGAACUACGGAUUCGGCGGCUCUGAAAUUGCGAGCGGCGGCUACGGACACAGUGACUUCAGUGGCAGACUCGGUGACUUCAGUGCUGGACACGCUGACUUCAGUGGUGGACACUCUGACUUCAGUUCUGGACACGCAGACUUCGGUGGAGAAUACGCAUACGUUGGCCACCAACAUCACGUACCCGUCAAGACCAUAACCAAAAAUGUACCACAACCGUACCCCGUGGCAGUAGCCAAACCGUACCCAUACCCGGUAAAAGUGGCCGUUCCAGUCGACCGCCCGUACGCCGUUGACGUGCCACAGCCAUACCCCGUGCACGUGGAAAAACCAUACCCCGUCAAGGUUCCAGUGCCACAUCCAUACCCAGUCGUCAAGGAGGUUCCAGUGCCCUACAAGGUGCCCGUCGACCGCCCGUACCCAGUUCACGUUGACAAACCGUACCCCGUGUACGUCGAGAAGCGAGUGCCGUACCCAGUCGAGAAGGCUGUCCACUACCCGGUCAAGGUGCCCGUCGACCGUCCAUAUCCAGUGCACGUACCAGUCGAGAAGAUCGUACCAUACCCGGUCGAAAAGCCCGUCCACUACCCGGUUAAGGUCCCCGUCGAACGCCCGUACCCCGUACCAGUGGUGAAGAGUAUCCCGUAUCCGGUCGAGAAACAAGUGCCGUAUCCAGUGGUCAAGGAAAUCCCGUAUCCAGUCAAAGUGCCCGUCAAAGUCGAAGUAAAAGUACCAUACCCAGUCAAGACUUACCAACCCGAACACCACUACGAACACCAGGAACACCAUGAAGAACACGAUUACCAUCACGGAAGCAGUGGAUAUUAAAUUAACUCAAGUCUUAAUCUAGUCACACUAUACUCGAGUCAAAAUGUGUACUAUUUUUUCUAUAUUUUAAUAAAAUGGAAACGUUAAGAAAAUAUUA
This is a messenger RNA of Metopolophium dirhodum (rose-grain aphid), 1810 nucleotides long. RefSeq names its product MAGE-like protein 2. The record is from RefSeq and is a predicted model, not a curated record. Lineage: Eukaryota; Metazoa; Arthropoda; Insecta; Hemiptera; Aphididae. Bases 592 to 1713 code for a protein of 373 amino acids. The transcript has a single exon.